AUGAGAGGAUUUCGCACUCGGCCGAUCACCUACAGGAGAGGAGUUUCUGGAAAGCAGACUGCGUACCUGAGAGCGGAACUUGAUGGACGACCAAGACUCUUGCUGCUGUCUGACAGCAAUUCACGAAAUCUCGUGCUCCCCCGGGUAGUCGUUCCCUCUGUUUCCUGCCCGUUCUCAUUUUCUGUCAUCUGCUUGCCGGGUGGGACAAUGAGACACGGUGUUGCGGAAUUGAGGAAUACUACGCCUUUCCCAUCUGUUGAUUACCUGGUAAUCGCUCUUGGGACGAACGACGUCGCCAGCUACCAAGAAAGUGAGAAGAACUUUUCUUCUUACUUUCACGGGCGUGCCAUAGAGAUUAUCGAUGAGUGUAAACGUGUUUACCCGGGUUCCAAGAUUCUGUUGGCGAAAAUCUUGCCCCAGACCGGACGUCACACUCGCGUCCAGGUGGCCAACGUUGUUCUCUCGGGAAUAGCGUCUGAUGCGAUGUUACCACUGUUGGAUCUUGACGUUGGCAAGGAUCCGAAUUGUUGGAACGGUCGACUUCAUCUUUCAGACGUUGGACUUCAGCAGUAUAUGGAGACGCUCGAAUCAUCUGUAUCAAAUUUGGUGGGUGUAUCUAAUAACAAAGAAAAAUUAAUAUCCUUUGGAUCGUUUGUUACAGAUCGUGGGGAGAGCGACGGAAAUGGAUGCACGACGUCACAAAGGGCCAGCGGAAGAAAGAGGAGACAGGAGAAAAGUAAGUUAACGGAGCAGGUAACAGUUUUUAGUAAUAACGAUGAUUUGAGUUUUUCCAGGUUUUCGAUGGAGUACGUGAUUUCGUCGUCGGAGUCGUACAACGCAUCGCGCGUUGUGCUAUCAAGAAGAGAAAGAAGAUCCUACGCGCCAAAGAGAAGAAAGGGUAAGGGUAACCACAAUUCACUUUUUAGCAGGACCAAAGAAGAACAGAAGAAUGUGGCUGUAUCUGAAUGCAAGCCGACCGAAGAACAGGUAAAUAGGACUAGUGCUAAACCUGUUUUUGUGCCAACAGAAAGAAGUCCGCCAAGUAAGAAGAUGAGAAGAAAGAAGGAGAAGAAAGCAGAAAAGAAGUCGGCAGUUGAACUGGUAAUUAGGCCUAGUGGGAAAGUAACAAACUGUGGUGUAUCUAGAGUUUCCAGCAUUGCAGCGUCAGAUAGAAGCGGAUCAUUGGAUGUACACGAGAACAUUGAAAAGAAGACUGAGGACAAAGAGGAGAAGGCAAGAAGAAAAGAGCAGGAAUCUUACGAAGAAAUGUCAAGUGUAAACGUAAAAGUCAUAUGUAAUAGACAGAAUUCACAUGUUAGAAUUUUAAAUUCAGGGAUUCGUCAACCAGUGGCGACGGAAGAACAGCGAGCGGCAAUAGAUGUUUUUACGAAGCUGGAUAUUCCGACACUACCGAUUUCACUAAAGAAAAGAGGAAGGGUUAAUCACUUAACGUGCAGGAGAACAAACAGAAUAGAAGGGGAAGUAAAGUCAAGCACUCCAGUCCGCUUGCUCGGAGGCGGUGGGACAUACAAGAAAAAUGUGUACACGGCAGAAAAUUUUGCAGUAUUGAUGAAUUCGAUGGAAAAGUUUGAUCCACAUGAUUACGAUUGUUGGUAUCGAUUAGUUUCUACAUUUUUCACCCCAAACAUGUCCAAAUAUGAAACCAAGCGAAAAAUAUUGGAACAAAAUCAUGAACAAGUUUCGCAUGCAAGCUCCUGUCCAAAUUAUAAGCAAUCGUCUCCUCAACGCGAUGACGUUACAUUCGAUCUUGAAAUGACCAAAUCAAAUGCCAAUGACGAACAAAAGCAAGAAAACGCACCCGAACAUCCCGAUUCUUCACAAGUCAAAGAACGGCAUGUGGAAUCUACAACUCAGGCAUGGAUACCCAUUGAGGAUUUGCCUAACAAGGCUGAGUUUAUAGUUAAAGAAGAUGACUGGAAUGCCAUUUUGUGCUCUGUCAAAAACAGAAUAAUUCUUUACAAAGACUGGGGGGAUAAAAUAAGAGAUGGCAUGAAAUUAAGCAAUCCUUAUUGCUCAUUUGCGUUUCGUCGCCAUACUUUUAACACAAACAACGACAGCGGUCGCGUGUGUUUCACACUACUGGAUAUUGUCGUUUUCCUAAUUGUGAUAGGAAGUUUACGAUAA
This is a messenger RNA of Styela clava, 2145 nucleotides long. Lineage: Eukaryota; Metazoa; Chordata; Ascidiacea; Stolidobranchia; Styelidae. The record is from RefSeq and is a predicted model, not a curated record.